AUGAAGAGGAGAGGAAGGUCAUUUUUGGAGGAUUGCAUUCACCUUGCCAAUCUAACAGAUGACACUCUCGAGGAGGAAUUAUCAAAUUUGGCGUGUUUUACCUAUCGAUCAUCUUUCAUUUUAGCUAAUGGUGGCACCGGUCGUAGAGAGGGAAGUGUUUGUGAUCUCAAACUUCAGCGUGACAUGUACCUGCAAGAAGUAAAGAGGGCUUAUAUUUAUCUUGCAGAGAUAAGUGCUCCUUUGAGCACCUUCGAAUUCUCUGGUUCUUUAGUUAGUCAAUAUGAGAAUGGUUUAGUAUUGAAUCUCAUACAUGUUUCCAUUUCACCGAUUCAAGAUACUGUUAUUCUUUAUCUGCAGGUUCAUGCUUUGAAGAACAUUUAUUCGAUCAGCCGGCAUCCUGAAUUCCGUUACAAAACAGAGUUUCAGAGUCACGAGCUCGAGUUUGACUACCUUAAGAGUUUGGAGAUAGAAGAGAAAAUCAACAAAAUCAGAUGGUGCCAAAUAGCUAAUGGUGCCCUUUUCCUUCUCUCGACAAAUGAUAAAACCAUCAAAUUUUGGAAGGUUCAAGAAAAUAAGGUCAAGAAAAUUGUUGAGAUGAAUGUUGACCCUUCUUUGAAAACAAUGGGAAAUGGCAGUAUUGCUAGUUCAAGUAAUUUAAGUAAUCCUAAGCCAAGCCUUGAAAAUGGAGGAUAUCCUGAUUCAGAUAGAUCAUUCAACUAUCUUAGCUCUGACUUCUCAUUUCCACCCGGAGGCAUACCGUCACUAAGAUUACCCGUGGUAGUAAGUAGUCAUGAAACAAGCUUGGUGGCUCGAUGUCGUAGAGUUUAUGCCCACGCACACGAUUAUCAUAUCAAUUCUAUUUCAAAUAACAGCUUUUAUUUAUGGGACAUUAAUAUGGAUUCAGGUCCUGUUGCUACUUACCAGGUUCAUGAGUAUCUAAGACCUAAGGUUAGGUUCUUGUGGUUGGAUAAGGGAUGA
Messenger RNA from Vicia villosa (hairy vetch), 978 nucleotides. Its product is annotated as serine/threonine protein phosphatase 2A 55 kDa regulatory subunit B alpha isoform-like. Lineage: Eukaryota; Viridiplantae; Streptophyta; Magnoliopsida; Fabales; Fabaceae. Gene Ontology annotation, cellular component: cytosol; protein phosphatase type 2A complex. Gene Ontology annotation, molecular function: protein phosphatase regulator activity; protein binding. The record is from RefSeq and is a predicted model, not a curated record. The transcript has 9 exons. The coding region runs from base 1 to 978 and encodes 325 amino acids. Gene Ontology annotation, biological process: peptidyl-serine dephosphorylation.